This is a messenger RNA of Lodderomyces theae, 585 nucleotides long. RefSeq lists its product as uncharacterized. The transcript has a single exon. Lineage: Eukaryota; Fungi; Ascomycota; Pichiomycetes; Serinales; Debaryomycetaceae. The record is from RefSeq and is a predicted model, not a curated record. Bases 1 to 585 code for a protein of 194 amino acids.
AUGAGUACAGACAAAGUUGAGAUAUAUACCCAACCACCGGACCAGGACCAGAAGAGUGAGUCUGUUGAGGAAUCGAUAGCAACAAAGCUCGAGGAACUUAUUGUAAAACAUCCAGUAUUACCUGAGGAUGCAGAUGAGGGAGAGGGCAAUGAUGAAAAGGCAGAAGAUGACCGGGGGUCAAAGCUUCAACAGAAACAAGAGAAAGCUAAGGAAGAUAUCAAGAAGGCGCAUUCCACCAAACAUGUGGAAGGCAGACACAAGGAAGCACAAGAUUCUGAAUCUGAGAGUGAAACAGAAGACGAGGCUGAUGUUGAGCUUGAUCAUGAUGGGAUGGAGGUACCCCAGGGUAAGAUUCCUCUAGAUGGACAGUUUUCUACAGAGGAGUUGAAGAAAUUGAUUGAAGUGGCACAAGAGAAGGGGAUUUUGAGUGAAGAUGUUGAUUUGAAAGUAGUUGAUUCGAGUGAGAUUGGAGACAGGAUUAGAUUAGCUGAUAGUCAGGCUAGUGACAACAAGGAGGAGGAAGGGAAAGAGAAGGAGGAGGAAGGGAAAGAGAAAGAGGAGGAAGGGAAAGAGAAGGAGGGCUAG